GCGCCGCGGCCGCCUGCCUGCCGGGCAGCCCCCUCUGGCCCGGACCUGCCGGCGGAGCGCUGCGGCGGGAGCCCCCAUGUCCCGCGCCGGGCGCGGGGCAGGGGCGGCGGUGUGAGGGGCAGCGCGCCGGGCAGCGGCAGGAGCGGGGCGAGCCGCUGGCGGGACUAACUCAUGAAGAACAAGGGAGCGAAGCCGAAGCCGAAGAGGAAGGGAGCCGCGGGCGCCUUCGGCUGUGACCUGACGGAGCACCUGGAGAGCUCGGGGCAGGAUGUCCCGUACGUGCUGAGGAGCUGUGCCGAGUUCAUUGAGACCCACGGCAUUGUGGAUGGAAUCUACCGGCUCUCUGGAGUGACAUCCAACAUACAGAAGCUGAGGCAGGAGUUUGGCUCUGAUCAAUGUCCAGACCUGACAAGGGAAGUUUACCUUCAGGACAUUCACUGUGUGGGGUCACUCUGCAAGUUGUACUUCAGGGAGCUGCCAAACCCCCUCCUCACUUAUGAGCUCUACAAGAAAUUUACGGAGGCAAUAUCUCGCUGCCCGGAGGAGGAGCAAUUGGCCCGUAUUCAAAAUGUCAUCCAGGAACUUCCACCAUCACAUUACAGGACUUUGGAAUACCUGAUCAAGCAUCUGACUCACCUGGCCUCCUUCAGCAACAUGACCAACAUGCACACCAGGAACCUGGCCCUCGUGUGGGCACCUAAUCUCCUCAGGUCGAAGGAGAUCGAGGCUGUUGGCUGCAAUGGGGAUGCAGCUUUCCUGGAGGUGCGAGUCCAGCAGUUGGUGAUUGAGUUUAUCUUGAAUCACGUGGAUCAGAUCUUCAGCAACAAUAUAAAAACCAGUUCCAUGGAGAAUGAUGAGAAUAUGCCCAUUGUGAAGAGUCUGACACUGCCCUCUGCCUCCCUGCCUAUGAAACUGGUGAGCCUGGAAGAAGCUCAGGCACGGAGUCUGUCAGCCUCCCACCCUGCCCGGAAAGAGAGGAGAGAGAACAGCUUGCCUGAAAUUGUCCCAGUCACUGGAUCCUUCUUCCACACUGUCGUCGACCUACCUGACAGCAAGAGAAAAUUGUCCACCAAAUCCAAGAAAUGGAAGUCAAUAUUUAACCUGGGCCGGUCUGGAGCAGAUUCAAAAUCAAAACUGAGUCGAAAUGGGAGUGUGUUUGUGAGAGGGCAGAAACUCUCUGAAAAAGCAACUAUUCGACCAGCUAAAAGCAUGGACUCUCUGUGCUCCCUGCCUGUAGAAGGGGAGGAUGAGAAAGGCCGGUUCAAACGCACAGUCACUGCUGGAGGGUUUUUCAUCCCGGUGAUGAAAACGCGGACAGGAGGCGCAAGCAGCUCGGGUGACCUCAGCAAGGAGAGUGAGUGGGACCGUGAGGGGGCCCCAGCGGGGGCCGAGGGAGGCUCAGAGCUCAGCGGGGAUAAAGCUGGCCCCAGGGCCCCCCAGGCAAGGCCGCCCCCCGAGCAGUUGAAGGUGUUCCGGGCCAUGGAGGACACUGAAAGCGAGCAGACCUCCCCAAAGACAUGCCGCAUGUUCUACACCUCCGAGACAGCCUCCAAAUCAGGCUUCCCCAGCAGCCUCUUCCCUCUGGAAGCUUCCCCCCGGCACCAGCGGAAAGUCCUGAAUAUCUCAGAGCCCUUUGCCGUUUCCGUGCCCCUUCGGGUGUCCGCAGUCAUCAGCACCAACAGCACCCCAUGCCGCGUGCCUGCCAAGGACAAGCCUGCCCUCUCCAGCCUGGAGGAAUCAUCCGCUCUGGGGCCGGGCAGUGCUGCUCUCACAGCGCCGGAAGGGGAUGGCCAGCCCAGGACUGAGCAGACCACAGACAAGGAGGAGAACCAGCCCAGGGCUGAGGCUGCACCAGGUGAAGCUAGUAGAGGUUCUACCACCGAGGAACUGAUGGCAGCCAAGAAGCCUGAGUCCUCGGAAACCUCAAAGCCAACAACAGAAAACCAGGAGCUGUUAGGCAGUGGCAGCAGCACUAGUGGCAGGCAAGCCCCAGAGAAGAGCCCUGGCUUGAAACAGACACCAGCACCAGAGGGCCCGGCAGGCCUGCACUCGGCAGGUGAGAUCGAGCAAGGCCAGCUCAGGCCGCAGGAAAACCCCUCAGAGAGAGGCAGCCGGCAGCAGGAGACACCAAGGGUUAAAGCAGAGGAGGCCUUGUUCCCGAGAGAGCUGGCUGAAGAUGCUGCUGCCAAUGCCCUGAUGGAACCGCUGUGGCCGGAGAUUCAACAGGAACUCAAAAUUAUUGAAUCUGAAGAGGAGCUCUCAUUCUUGCCUACAGAUGUCCCCAAGACAGGCCCACACCAGCCUGCGUCCUCUGCUUCACCACAAACGGACAGCUUCUCUUCUGGUUCUGUGCUUGCCGUGACACUGGCUGAACAGGAAACUCCAUCCAGAACCCCACAGGUCACCUCUCAGUUGCCUUUAUUUGGUGCCACCUCCAAAGAAAGUUCAAAGGAGCCUGGCAGCCUCCAGGGUGAUAAACCUGAAGUGGUAGCACAGCGUGACUGCUCUCCUAACAUACCUGAACUGGAUACUGUCCUGUCUGGGACAGCUUCUCCAAAGAACCAUCUAGUGCUGGAGAAUGUCAGCAGUGAUCUUCCACCUCCCCACCAAGACCAGAAGCUUUAUGAUGAGAAGCAGCUCAUUGAGGGUCCUUUAAAAGAAGAUGUCUCAGAUAACAAAGGGAUGUGUCCAGACCAAGCCAAGGAGAAAGGCAACACUGGCCUGCUGCAUAGCGAAAAGGAUGGCAUUGCUGUAGGCCAGGAUGGAGUCUUGACCCAGAGGGAGAAGCCUGAUAGAGUGGCUGCAGGAGAUGGCCUGAUCUCAUCAAAGAGGGCAAGUGGAGCUGGAGCCCAGAAGCCCAAAGAGGGUGGCAUGGCUAACAAAGCCCAGGACUCUUUCGACCAUGAAGAGGAGGAUGCAUGGACAGACAAUGUCCAGGGCUUUGAUCUGGUAGAGCCAUGGGAGGAUCACCAGUGGGUCACCAGCCCGCUCCAUUCCCCCACCCUCAAGAACCUCCAGGAAAAAGCAAUGCAGGACUUCCAGUCACAGAGCUAUGGAGUGGAGAGGGGCCUUUCUGUUCGGCCACGGUUCAGUCGCAGUCUUUCUCUGGAUAGCAAAGACAUGGUGCUGAGUGUGUGGGCUAUCCAGCCACCUCUCACAAGUGCAGCUGAAGAGCUCCCACGUGGCUGCACUAGAUCGGGGACCAGGGACCUGUUAGAAACACUGCCAACCUCACCACCCAGGCCAAGCCACAUCGAGCGAGCCGAGACCUGUCUGAGUCCUCGAGAGGACUCUUUAGAGCCUGAGGGAUCAAGUGAUGCCCUGAGCAGUGAGGCAGAGCCUGCAGCAGGGAGGCUGCUAGCCAGGCAUGAGGAACUGCGCUCUGCCUCUCUUUCAGAGCCAGGGGAGAAGGUAGUGGAUGGCAGCAAAGAAAACCCUCAGGACUUAACGCCCAAGUUGCCUUUUCCACACUGUAAUACCCAAGAUGGUUUCUUGCAGGCAAAGAAAAUAGAUGAAGAUCCAUCCAGGCCUCAGGAUGCUGCCCCCAUUGGAGCGGCUGUCACCAAAGGGCUGUGUUCCACCGGCGAGUCACAGCUGAGUAACAACAAAGGCGAAGACGCACCCUGUAAAGUGAGAACCAGGCCAUCGUCUCUCAACUUGGAUUCACUCCUCCCUGCCCCCGAUUUCUUCAAGUUUGACAACCUGGCGGUGCCCACUUCACCUGGAAACCUCUUAUGUGUGCAGAAGGAAGGGAAGAGCAGCGAUUCUGUCCUGUCACUGCCUGCUGCCUGCCCUGCCAGGAACAAAGGCGACCCCUGGGGAUCUCGCUUCGAUCCCCGGGAGCUAGACCUGGAUUACAUGGCAGUGGCCCACGCCGCCACCGGCCGUCGUAACUCUGCCCCUGUGAGUGUGUCGGCGGUGAGGACCUCCUUCAUGAUUAAGAUGUGCCAGGCCAGAGCUGUGCCAGUGAUACCGCCCAAAAUCCAGUACACACAGGUCCCACAGCCGCUGCAGACUCAGAACGCCGACCGGGACAUCCCUGCAUCGCUGGGGAGGAAGGAAACAGAAGCUCACUCAGCCAGCAGGCAGACCCCCCGAGCAGCUUGGGGACAGCUGGAGCCCCCAAAGAGCCCUCGGGUAGAGAAGAAAGCCAAAGAGGAGAAAGAAAACAGUGACCCAACUCAAAUGGAUUCAACUUCUUCUAGGCAUGGCAGCCUCAACCCUCUGCCAGAUCUCUCCCUCUCCAGUCAUAAUUCCACCCAGGAGGCGCCCGUGCUGCGCCGAAAGCACACUUCAGAGAGGGAGACCGCAGGAGACAACCCACAAUCUUCAAAAAUGGAGAGGCCAUCGGGAUUUUCCAAGCCUUCCUACAGAUCCAGACCAGGAAGGCCCCAGAGCCUUAUCCUCUUCAGCCCACCCUUCCCCAUCAUGGACCAUCCAUCUUCCUCAGCAGACUCCAGGGUGUUGUUAUCACCCAUAAGAAGCCCCUCUCAGAGCAACUCUCCAAACCCUAUUUGUGGCGAUCUGUCUGGGAACCUGCAGACAACACCUGAGGGGGUCACUCUGCGGAACAAAAUGACCAUCCCCAAAAAUGGGCAGAGACUGGAGACCUCCACCAGCUGCUUUUACCAGCCCCAGAGGAGGUCAGUGAUUCUCGAUGGGAGAAGCGGGAGGCAGAUAGAAUAACGCCAGCUCACCUCACCCCUCUUCCCUGGUGGAUGAGAUGGGAGUGCCCACCUUGAGACCAACUGUGUUGUUGUUGUUGUUGUUAUGAUUAUAAAUAUUCUAUGCAAAAGGGACACAAAUCCUUUAUUUCCUCGUGCAGAGCAUUUUGCUACUGAGGUUCUCAUUCUCUUUGUCUCCCUCUCUCCUUUUCGGGAAACCCCACAGUAUCUGCUCUAUGGAAAAAAAUUCCUAAGGAAGUUUGUUUUCUUCUGUGUCACCCUCUGUCUGAAAAAAACAUGGCAUGGUCCAAUGGACAUGUAUGUGAAGGAGGUAAGACCAGAGGGUACAUUUUUCUCCCUUGCACCCCCAGGCGAUGAUGCAGGACCAUCUGUCCAGCCAUCCCCGCUGUACUGCUCUGGAUAGCAUAAGCAAACUGCAGAGGAGAAUGGUGAUAGCUGAAGGUGAGAAGGUAAAGCUGACCUGUAAAGAUCACACUGAGUGCGUUAACCUAAAGAGCUUUCAAAGCAAACACUCUGUCUUGAAGACAUUGCCUACAGCUGUUCUCUUGUAACACAGAAUGCAGAAUGUGCAAUGUCUGCAAUGAAGGUAGCUGAACAACAUAAGCCCAGCUUCCCUUUCAACUUAGUGAUUCCCACUUGCCUGGCUGUCUUGCAGUCAGUCCCUCCUUAUUUGUUGGGGGUUGGCUUGUACCUGGUGCUCUGGUUCCAAGGUGGUAGAGAUCACUCUGGCUUAAUUUAGUGAAAAGAAGGUUCUGGCCAAACAAAGACCAAGAGUGUCAGUUUUCAAUUAAGCCUAGGGCUGAAUUACCUGGCCACAGAGUUCCCCAGUCGCUCUUCGCACCUGCAGCUGCACAGUGGGAUCCGAGCAGCUAGACAAGAUCAUGAGAAUCCUCUGAUCAGCACAUCCUUGGCCAAUGCCCUCUCCCCUCCUGGUUUGCAUGUUCCCAGCCACUGGCCUCUGGCACUUCAGAUUCCUGAGAUUUGAGGCCAGCUCACUGAAUGCCUGGCUGAAUUUUACCUUCCCGGCCGUUGGUGCUUUCAAAUUGAUUAGGAGGAACAUGCUAGAGAGGAUGAUUUGUUGGUGCACACGAAUGGAGGAGCAACAUGCAUGUUAUGGGAGGGAAUUCAGCUGGAAUUAAACUGUAUCCCGAGGGUCUGUUAUCAUUACUGUCAAUAUGUGGUCAUACAGGAACAGCUGCCAUAGGAAUGGAAUUAAGGCUUCUGCUACAAAGUCUUUGACUUAGGGUUAAUUGCAGGCUCAUCUGUCAGCUGGUGUGUGACCAGGGGCAGCUCCAGGCACCAGCGCUCCAAGCACAUGCCUGAGGUGGCAAGCCAUGGGGGGCAGCCUGCUGGUCACCGUGAGGGCGGCAGUCAGACAGCCUUCGGUGGCAUGCCUGGGGAGGUCCGCCGGUCCUGCGGUUUCGGCGGCAAUUCGGCGGUGGGUAUACCAAAGGCACAGGACCGUGGGACCUCCCGCAGGCAUGCCGCCGAAUCUGCGUUACCAGCAGAUCUCCUGCAGGUGCGCCGCCAAAGGCUGCCUGACUGCCAUGCUUGGGGUGGCAAAAUACAUAGAGCCGCCCCUGUGUGUAUCCAGAGGCAAGUGCAUGGCUUUGUAUUAUCCUCAGUGUCUCCACAGUUCAGAUGCCGCCAGUGACCUUGAAGUAGAGAGAGACACCAGUACUGAUACAAUCCUAGUAAUGGUAGUAAUGGUGUCCAUAAGGGCCAUUCUUAGCCAGUCUUAGAGCUCAUAGUCCUUCUGUGAGCUAGCUUGGGCUGUGGUAGGAAUAGUAACUGAGCAGCUGCAAGGGCAGGCCUAUGACUCCCAUAGCCAAUGACAAUCAGGAGAUGCUCCCAUCCAAAGUUAUAAAUUAAUUAACAUCUGUUAGUUAUCUGUGUUUAGAUCUUUAUUUGAAGGCACCUGCAUUCUCAGUGUCUCAGGUGAAGUGUCUGCUGGUCUGCAAACCCAGCCAAUGGGGCCAUUCGGUCUGGGUGGAGAGUAAACUGCCAUGUCAUUGGUCUGGUUGGGACUAGAGGUGUAUAGGCUCCAAGAACCAGGGAUGAUUCCCCACCACCUGGCAUCCAAUUUUGUUAUUUAUUCCUGUGCAAAGCGAGGACAAAUUACUGAAUCAGAAUGCUGUGCCCUUUGACACCAUCUUACCAUUUGACCCCUGCUUUGCCCGGAUGUAAAAGACCACACAAGAGGCAAGGUGGUGGAGAAUUAAACCCAUGCGGGUUCAUAAACUCAGAUGGGAUAGUAGUCUGGAAAGAACCUAGAAUCCCCACCCAGAUUCAUGCUUUCCCAUAAACUUCAGCAGAGGGUUUACCUGAGUAAGCACUGUGGGAGCUGGGCCUGAGCAUGCAGCCCAAAGCAGUGAUCUCCUCCUGGCUCCUGCCUACGCAAAACCCUCCGCAGCUCCCAACUAAACGAGGGCAUAGCUAGUUCUCCAGCUUUCAUUGAAUGUGAUACAGCAUGAAGCUGCAGUUCCACAUAUGCCAAGAGCCCUUGUGUAGCUCCUCUCCGGUGGAGGUAACCAUCACCGCAGAGUUAACAGGAAAUGAUGGAAGUAGGUUAGCUGCAAUAUUUAGGGGUUCAUUACACAAUUCUGCAAAAGGUAAUGUGACUGGAAAGGAUUCCCAGGUUUUUCAGUUUCAGGGAAUUAUUUUGGGUCGUGACUUACACCUUUCCCCCGACCUUGUAGGAACCCAACCAUUGCGGCAUUGUGCUAGUGACUGGGAACUGGAAGGUGAAAGUAGAAAUAGACUAGGCUAGAUUCACAAAGUGUACUGUCCAAAAAAACAACAACAACAGCAGAAUGAAAAUCUGACUCCUUAAAUUCUUUCAUUUAAUGAAACCUGUUACUGAAACGGAGGCAAAGUCACUCUAUAGAAAUAUAGAAUUUUAAUCUUGACAGUGCCCCUUCAAGAAAUAAGGCUGUAGGGUUAAGUGGGAAAACCCUUCAAGGGAAGAUCACUUUAUUCGGAAAUGCUACCUAACACACUAUUAAAGCCUGGACCCAAACACCACAUCCUUUGAGGGUCUUCAAAAUUUGAGCCUGCUCCCAGAUCUGGAUUUUAUAAAUGAGCAUUCUCUUGAUAGUGGGUAAAACCUUGGACGUGAACAUCUCCAAAUCUUGUGGUGUCUGAAAUCUGAUCCAAAUUUUGCAGCUUGAUCCCAUUUCUAGUUGAAAACUAACUGGCUUCAGCUGGUGCAUAAAGUACUAAGGGAGGCCCCAGAGACAGACAGCUCUUGUGGCAAGCUAGGGAAGGUCUAGCAGAAACAGUCCUGUGCUUAUAGAAUCAUAAGACUGUAGGACUGGAAGGGACCUCAAGAGAUCAUCUAGUCCAGCCCCUUGCAUUCAUGGCAGGGCUAAGUAUUAUCUAGACCAUCCCUGACAGGUGUUUGUCUUACUUGCUCUUAAAUAUCUCCAAUGAUGGAGAUUCCACAACCUCCCUAGGCAAUUUAUUACAGUGCUUAACUUCCCUGACAGGAAAUUUUUUUGCUGAUGUCCAACCUAAACCUUCCAUCGCUUCUUGUCUUAUCUUCAGAGGUUAAUGAGAACAAUUUAGCUCUCUACCCCUUGUUACAAUAGUUUAUGUCCUUGAAAACUGUUAUUGUGUGCUCUCUCAGUCUUUUGUUCUCCAGCCUAACAAACCCAUAUUUUUCAAUCUUCCUUCAUAGGUUAUGUUUUCUAGACUUUUAAUCAUUUUUGUUGUUCUUCUCUGGACUUUCUCUAAUUUGUCCACAUCUUUUCUGAAAUGUGUUGCCCAGAACUGGACACAAUAUUCCAGCUGAGGCCAUAUCAGUGCAGAGUAGAGUAGAAGAAUUAUUUCUCGUGUCUUGCUUACAACAUUCGCGUUAACACAUCCCAGAAUGAUGUUCUCUUUUUUUGCAACAGUGUUACACUCUUGACUCCUCAUAUUUAGCUUGUGAUCCACUAUGACCCCCAGAUCUCUUUCCUCAGUACUCCUUCCUAGGUAGUCAUUUUCCAUUUUGAAUGUGUGCAACUGAUUGUUCCUUCCUAAGUGGAAUACUUUGCAUUUGUCCUUAUUGAAUUUCAUCCUAUUUACUUCAGACCAUUUCUCCAGUUUGUCCAGAUCAUUUUGAAUUUUAAUCCUAUCCUCCAGAGCACUUGCAACUCCUCCCAACUUGAUCUCUAUGCCAUUAUCUAAAUAAUUGAUGACAAUAUUGAAGAGAACCAGACCCAGAACUGAUCCCUGUGGGACCCCACUCAUUAUGUCCUUCCAGUUUGACUAUGAACCACUGAUAACUACUCUCUGGGAAUGGUUUUCCAACCAGUUAUUCACCCACCUUAUAGCAGCUCCAUCUAGGUUGCAUUUCCCUAGUUUGUUUAUGAGAAGGUCUUGUGAGACAGUAUCAAAAGCCAUACUAAAGUCCAGAUAUACCACGUCUACUGCUUCCCCCCCAUCCACAAGGCUUGUUACCCUGUCAAAGAAAGCUAUCAGAUUGGUUCGACACGAUUUCUUCUUGACAAGUCCAUGCUGACUGUUGCUUAUCACCUUAUUAUCUUGUAGGUGUUUGCAAAUUGCUCAAUUAUUUGCUCCAGAGAGCAAUUAGAGAUGGACCAGUGCCACAAAGUUUGGAUCAGGAAAUCAAAUUCUGCAGAGUUGGGAGGAUUUAGAUUAAAUGGUCCACGUCAGCUGAUUGUAGAGCUAGGCCCAAGUCACCAAGUUCAGCUCUGGGGACAAACUUUCCCUGAAUUCAUGGGGCUUGGAACUGGGAAUCAGUUUCAGACCUGUUGCCACUAGACUAGAGAAAAGGUCUGAGCUAUGCUGUAGGGUCAUGGUGCAGUUGGUAGAACCGUGUGUACAGUAGAUAACUGCACCAUUGCAACUUGCACCAGUGCAACUGAACCAGGGCAAGUUGUAAUAGUGUAGCACAUUCACAUUAGCCAGCCCAUUUUUGGGUGCACUUCUGCCCCAUGUCCAUGUGCAGCAUACCCUCCACCUAUUGGAGUAGCAUUGAUGGGAAACAGGUCCGUCCCACAAUUUAGAGUUUUCCUAAGUGUAGGGGAGGUGCCUGUUGCCUGGUUUUAUUAGCAUGGAAACACUUUCCCUAACUAGAUCACAAGGCUGCAGUUCCCCCCAUCCUGUGAAAAGUGUGAGGGCCUCUCGUUUAGGGUUUGUAGGUGGGCUGUUAUGCCCUCAGGCCUAAUCCUGACAUUGUCCAUCACACUUCUGUUGGUUUAUAAGGUCUAGAAGAUGGGACAAGGAAUACCCAGAUGGGUCACUUCCCGUUCUAUAGAGUACAAGGAGGGGAUGCAUGCAGCUCCCAUUAAUUGCAGGGUGUUGGUGGGUAUGGGAGUGGUGUUGGAUGGUGGGGAGAGGGAUCACCUGUAUCAAGGGGAGGUGGGGGUGGGGUUCACCUAGCUGGAUAAGUGGUAUGGUGUGCGGGUCACCUGGCUGAAAGGGAGGGGUGCUGGAUGUAGGGACCACCCGGCUGGAUGGGAGAGGUGUUGGGUGGGUGGGAGUCACCUGGCUGAAAGGGAGGAGCUUUGGUGGCUUGUGUGAUGAGGGAUGGGCGGGGGGAGUCACCUGGUUCCGUGGCAGGGACAUUGAUAAGUGUGGGACUGGCUGGUGCACUCAUGUCCUUGGGGACAAACAGGAAGUAGGACUGUACAGUACAUUGUAAACGAUAUUAACUUAGACUGUCCAUCCCAUUUGCUCAUUUUACGAAGGGUGAGGCACUUCUUUGAUGCAGCCUUUCAGCACGUUAGGGCUCUGGAGGAGGUUAGGUCUGCAGCAGACACCAGCAGCAAAGCCUGCAACUGUUUCCACCAGCCAGAGUCCAAAAAGUGCAAUCAAAAUCCUUUUAUCUUUUCUUUCUUUAGAUUGUAAAAUGCCUGUACUGAUGAAUACUGUGUUAAAUUUAUAUAUAUAUAUAUAUAUAUAAAAGAACAUUAUAUAUAAAGAUAUUAAAAUGUAAUUAAAAAUGAAGGAAUUGUCUAAACAGGUCCAUCACAUCUGUGAAACUUGGGCUGAUGUACAGAUAUUGUUUUCCGUUAAAAUUUCUUUACCGCUGAGAGUGUGAGGUGGAACAAGUUUUAACUAGCACAGGAAGGUGAAGCUAGAAUCUUAGAUCUGAUUAUUGUCAGUCGUGGAUCGACGGUAGAUCUUACCGCCAUUGAAGUCAAUGGUAAAACUCCCACUGAAAUCAACGGGAGCGGAACUGGGUCCUAGAAGAGGAUGGAAUAGAUUGGUGAGUCCCAAAAUACUAUGACAGAUUUCUCCCUUAAAUGUCCAAUGGAGUUUCAACUCCACAUUUUCCCUGGGACUCCCUGAUUUUUAGAUCUCUGCCAUCUUUCCUCUCACAGAUAAAUAUACAUGGGUUGGUGAGAUCCUAUGGUUGAUCCAAACCCUGUUUAGUCUUAACCUGAUCCUGAGUAACAGCCUGCUCCUGCUACUAGUGUAAUGCAUGGAAAGCUUACCAUUGACUUCAAUGGGAGCUGGACUGAGCCUGGAAAGAGAGGGCAAUCAGUAGCCAAGUCCUGUUUAGGGCCCAGUGGUAAGUGCAGACACCAAAAAAGCUUGCAGCUCACUCCUGCAUCCAUUGGUCCCCUUCAAAACACUGACUUGAUGCAAGUCAGGGGGAAGGGUUGGAAAUCAGAUAUCGGGUGAAGAGGACUGGCUUCUGGGCUAUUGAUUAUUUCUUCUGCUACUCCUGAUGGAUCGCAUUUUUGUUAAGCAUUAUUGUCCAGGUGGGUUGCCUGCCUUUGUGCCUUUUAUUGCUUUAAGAAAUUAAGUUUUGCCAGAUCUCAACCAUGAGAUUAAACUGGAGUUUUUAUAAAACA
Messenger RNA from Malaclemys terrapin pileata, 11494 nucleotides. It is a transcript of the gene ARHGAP31, whose product is annotated as Rho GTPase activating protein 31. The coding region runs from base 172 to 4686 and encodes 1504 amino acids. Gene Ontology annotation, biological process: small GTPase-mediated signal transduction. The record is from RefSeq and is a predicted model, not a curated record. The transcript has 12 exons. Lineage: Eukaryota; Metazoa; Chordata; Testudines; Emydidae. Gene Ontology annotation, molecular function: GTPase activator activity.